AUGGCCGACGAUCAUAGUCGAUUCUGUUGGGAGGCUGUGGUACACUGCGCAGAAGUCUUGCCCGCAGGGGUCCUCAUGGGCACUGGGCUAGCUCUCAGUCGACCCCAGGACCAUAGCGUUGAUACAGUUAUCGUCGUGAUGCUCGUCGUGUCUGGCGCAAUCUCGGCUCUUGCGUACAAACCGGUCCUUCAGGCAGCAAACUUUGGCCAGGUUGCCGUUCUCCUGGCCUUGUGUUGUGUCGCUCACCGGAUCUUUAGUCGUACGCACGCGCUGCAACUCACAGAUGAGAAACUUCUACUGGAUGAGCUCAUUUCGUGCCUAAGAGAAUAUGCGGUCAUGAUGGCUUGUCUCGGUUCGGCGAUUUGCAUGGCAUGUCCAUCCCCCAUGCAAAAACCGUCAGUAGAUCCCAUCCCGGUCGAGCAACAAGACCCAAUGGCCUCAAACGCACCGUCUCUCUACCAAUACCAGGAUCUAGGACAGUCCUGUGAUCUUUCCUCCCAGUCAGACAAGCUCGAAUGCAUCUCAGAUGUCGGAUCCUUACCUUUCCGGCAUGUUGGACCCACGUCCAGUUAUUCAGAAGCCUCAGAGUACUCAGUCUUGACACUCUCGUCAUCCGGCGGCCGAGUUGACCCAGUCUUGGCCAUGUCGAUAUUUCAAUUGUCCAUGAAGAUGAACACAGUGAUGUCAACUCGGGACGAGGAUACCUCCUCGACUGAACCCCAACUUGAGUUCAGUUAA
Messenger RNA from Ilyonectria robusta, 738 nucleotides. RefSeq lists its product as uncharacterized. The record is from RefSeq and is a predicted model, not a curated record. The coding region runs from base 1 to 738 and encodes 245 amino acids. The transcript has 3 exons. NCBI's taxonomy places the organism in Eukaryota, Fungi, Ascomycota, Sordariomycetes, Hypocreales, Nectriaceae.